Symsagittifera roscoffensis is the source of this 1116-nucleotide messenger RNA. RefSeq lists its product as uncharacterized. NCBI's taxonomy places the organism in Eukaryota, Metazoa, Xenacoelomorpha, Acoela, Convolutidae. The transcript has 3 exons. Bases 68 to 1114 code for a protein of 348 amino acids. Gene Ontology annotation, molecular function: hexosyltransferase activity. The record is from RefSeq and is a predicted model, not a curated record. Gene Ontology annotation, biological process: glycosphingolipid biosynthetic process.
GAGAACUAGUGAGCUUUAAACUGAUACAAAGUUAAAAGAAUCUUGCAAAUAUUUUAUAAUAAUAAAUAUGAUUCUCAUUUUGAAAAAAUGGUUUCACUUAAUAGCGAUUAUUGCAUUAUUGGUCCUCGUUGCGAGUAUUCUCUUAGCAACAAACCACCAAAACGAACUUGACCUACAGCCUCAUUCAUUUUCCCUCCCUACAGAACGGUUACAGUUAGCCCAGCCGAAGUCAGUUUGUGAAGGGAGUUGGGACUCGACUAACAACGUGUGGAUCAUAGAAACUCAGAGAAGGGACUCGAUUGCCCCCAUUGACCAGUGUACAUUGGAGAGCUACGCCAGUAAAAUGCCAGAUGUUUGCAUUAGAUUGCUUCAUCUUGACAGUAAAAGCAGUUUGGAGAAAAUCAAAAGUGAUUUAAGUCGAGUUUUAGCACCGAAUUUCCAAAACAUCGAAAUUGUUCAAAUGGAUGUCGAGGAUCUUUUCAAAGACACACCUGUGAUUAACUUGAUCCCCAUGAUUAACUCAGCGCACUUCAAGUUUGUUCAUAUGAGUGAUGUCGCCAGAUUAGCUGUUAUUUACAAAUUUGGAGGAAUUUACUCAGACGCCGAUGUAAUUUUGCGUCGAAAGCCUGAUUUUGGAGCAAAAUUUUAUACACAGAGCGGGGCUUCUUCGUUGCUUAUCAACGCUGCUUUCGCUUCCCCGAAACACGAUCACGUGAUCUACCAAACACUUGUGUCCUUGAAUGCCACUUACAGUCCAAAGGGAUACACAGUUAUGUAUGAGCACGAGAAAGUGACUAAGCGACACUGCAUUUCGUCGUGUGGAACGAAAAAGGAGUUCAAUCAAAAUAAAACCAGCUUCAUGUGCUGCGACUUAAAAAUAGUUGCUAGCGGUGAAGGUCAGUGCGGAAGAAACUGGCCGAUUGAAGUUUCAGAAAAGCAAAACUGUACAUUCUACCAUUAUUCUCGCUCAUACAACUGUCUACACAAAGAGCGAAAGAUAGAGUACAAUUUUGACCUGCUAUCUUCAAAAGAUGAUCUGGCCAAAGUAGCCAGAGAAAACUGUCCACUAGUCGUGCAGACCUUCCGAUCCUUCAAUAUUACAUGCAAUAAGUGAAA